AUGGAAGAAACCAUGAGAAGACAUUCAUUCUCAGCCACAACCGACGCCCCUGCUCCGCCGCCUUUCAAUCCUUCGACACCGGCAGUUCCGAUAUCUUACCCUUUGAAGACGCUGGACGAAUUGGAGUCGCGGGCCUACUUCAAAUCCUUUCAUUUUCCGUUCAAUCAGUCCUCCGUGAAGCUUCCGGCGCCAGCUGGCGGCGCUGAUGGUUCUUUGCCGCAGCGCCCCCGGAUUCUGGUGUGCCAUGACAUGGCGGGUGGGUAUACCGACGAUAAAUAUGUACAGGGCGGAACAAAUGCUGAUGCUUACGCGAUCUGGCAUUGGUAUUUGAUUGAUGUAUUUGUUUAUUUUUCCCAUAAUUUGGUCGCUUUACCGCCUCCUUGCUGGACUAAUACCGCUCACAAACACGGUGUUAAGGUAUGGUUAUGAGAUUUUCGUGCUCUACGAUUGAUGAUUGAUUGUUCACAAAACUGAUUGCGUGCUC
Messenger RNA from Erythranthe guttata (spotted monkey flower), 484 nucleotides. Lineage: Eukaryota; Viridiplantae; Streptophyta; Magnoliopsida; Lamiales; Phrymaceae. The record is from RefSeq and is a predicted model, not a curated record.